This is a messenger RNA of Vicia villosa (hairy vetch), 982 nucleotides long. RefSeq names its product transmembrane emp24 domain-containing protein p24delta3-like. Gene Ontology annotation, cellular component: Golgi apparatus; COPII-coated ER to Golgi transport vesicle; endoplasmic reticulum. The transcript has 4 exons. The record is from RefSeq and is a predicted model, not a curated record. The coding region runs from base 104 to 763 and encodes 219 amino acids. Gene Ontology annotation, biological process: intracellular protein transport; Golgi organization; endoplasmic reticulum to Golgi vesicle-mediated transport. Lineage: Eukaryota; Viridiplantae; Streptophyta; Magnoliopsida; Fabales; Fabaceae.
AGACGACUAUUUUUCUUUGGUUUCCUUUUCUCUGUUAGAUCCGAACCUCUUUGUUUCGGAGUAUCUUAUCUUAUCCCACGGUCAACAAACGUGUCUUUCGGAAAUGGCAAAAAGCUUCAACCCAAGUUCUCGAACCCAAACCGCUCUGGUUUUGCUGUUAUGCUUCGUCUCUCUUUUUAGCCUCCCUCAAACUAAGGCCCUUUGGUUAAAUCUCCCAAGUUCGGGAACUAAGUGUGUGUCGCAGGAAAUCCAAACACACGUCGUCGUUUUAGCUGAUUACUAUGUUGUUGCUGAGAAUAUCAAGGGUCAUCCCCUUCCUACUAUUUCUGCCAAGGUAACAUCUCCAUAUGGAAAUAAUCUUCACAACAAUGAAAAUGUCACCCAAGGUCAGUUUGCAUUUACAACUACUGAGAGUGGUAACUACGUUGCAUGCUUUUGGAUGAGUACUAAAAGUCUAACUGGUUCCUCAAUCAGCCUUGAUUGGAAAACUGGAAUCUCUGCCAAAGAUUGGGACUCUGUUGCAAAACAAGAAAAAAUUGAGGGAGUUGAACUUGAGCUAAGCAAACUUGAUGGAGCAGUGAAAGCCAUUCAUCAAAAUCUGAUAUAUUUGAAGAAUAGGGAAUCGGAGAUGAGGGAAGUUAGUGAAGCAACUAAUGGUAGAGUUGCUUGGCUGAGUAUAAUGUCUCUUGGCGUAUGUGUUUCGGUUUCGGUGUUGCAACUAUGGUAUCUGAGACGCUACUUUCAGAAAAAGAAGAUUAUCUAGAUUUUACUUGUAACAAACUUUUGUCAAAACCAAAUUAUUUUCUUUAUGUUUUGGAGAAUCUGUGAUGUAUUGUAGAGUUAAUAUUUUGUGGAUUUUAUUUUUCUGUAUCAUUGGAGGUUAGUAGUACAAGGGGUAUAGCGGGAGUUACAUAUAUACUGAAUUUUUGAAGCCAAACUAUUGAUUAUUGAAGUGAACCAUAUUGCACAAAUAAUUUUAAAA